This is a messenger RNA of Moneuplotes crassus, 540 nucleotides long. Lineage: Eukaryota; Ciliophora; Spirotrichea; Euplotida; Euplotidae. The record is from the annotation of a GenBank genome assembly.
AAAAAAUUGGACAAAAUGAAUGUUGUUGGUGGAGCUCUGAAGCUCAAACGACCUCCCAAUAUCGCAAAGAAUAUGCGAAAGAACAAAAAGGAUAAGAAAGAUAAAAAAGAUAAGAAGGAAAAAAAGGAUAAAAAAUCUAAAAAGGAAGGAAAGUCCAAGAAGGAUAAAAAGUCAAAGUCGUCCAAAAAGUCAAAGAAAUCCAAAGAGUUAAGAAAAAGAGAUCUUAAGUCCUCUUCAAAGAUAGAAGAGGCCUCUAAAACUGAAGAACAGAAAGGAGGGAUCGAAGAUGUCUUUGUGGACCAAGCCGAAGACUUUAUCUCAACUACAAAGAAGACAGCUGCUGAGCUCAGAUUUGAAGAGAUCCAGAAACAGAGAAGGUUCAAUACGAAGGAAGGGAAGACCAACCUGCUGAAGUCCCAUCGUGAGAAGGUCCAGGAUUAUGUAGACAAUUAUUUGGAGAAGAUGACAGACACAUUUGAUAUACCGAAGGUUGGACCUGGAUAAGAGGAAUUGGAUAAUUUUCAAUUUGUGAUGUUGAUG